UCUGGGUCUGGAAAUUUGUUGUAGUUGGUAGCUAGGCGGUAUUUUCAUAUUUAAAACAUUUUUGGCUCCAACAACGUGUGGUUACAAGACAUGCAACUUUUGGGUACCUUAUAAUUGUCGGUUCUUAACCUUCAUGUGUAUCUUUUGCUAAGAGCGUUUGGACUCUUGGGAAGUUUCAUUCUUUGUAAUGCGAAGAAGGAAAUGAUCCAUUUCAGAAGUGGCAAGGUUAGAGACCAGAAGAGUUGAAGAAAGAACAUAAUUUAUCCAUGUUUUGAAGGCGCGAAAGAGAUUGAUUAGAGGGAAGGAAAAAGAUGACAGUUGAGGAAGUUAACACCGUUGAAAAGAAGAAUGUAUUGGUUGGUGUUCGAAUGGACAGCCAAGGCAGAGAGCUACUCAUCUGGGCUCUUGUGAAAGUAGCUAAGCCUGGAGAUUGCGUGGUUGCAGUUCAUGUUUGUCGAAGUCCUGAUCAGGCUUCGGAAAACAAGAACUUGUUGGAUGAUUAUCUUGAAGUAUAUGAAGGACUAUGUACUGUAAAGAAGGUUAGUCUCUCCGGUCAGAUCUUCGUUGGAAGUUCAAUCCGAAAGGUUCUGGUGAGAGAGGCAAAGAGCCAUGCUGCUGGGGCCGUAGUUGUAGGGAUAAGCAAGCAAAGUGCUCUCGGGAGUUGGGCUUCCAUGGCCAAAUAUUGCACCAAGAGACUGCCUGCAACGACCGAUGUUUUGGCCAUCCACAAUGGGAAAAUUGUCUUCAGAAGGUUCGCCAAUAAUCAGCUAUCAGGUCUCAAAGGAGUUCCAAAACCAAACUUCAAUCGGAACUUCUCUUCGAAAGAAUGCCGAUCUGAAUUUGGUGACUCCGAGGCAGAGUCUGAGAGAUCCGUUUCUGAAGUAAUUCAAAACUCCACAGACGGUUUAAGACAUAUUGGUGAAGCCUUGAAGAAUGAAGGUUUCAACCUUGUUCGUGAAAGAAACAAACUUUCAUUGAUAUCGACUUCUUUAUAUCCAGGAGACCCUUCAGAGCAGAGGCUUGGUUGGCCAUUACUCCCUAGAAAUAGUUCAUCAAUUCCAAAAGCCCUACCUAAAAGAAAAAUGUCAGUGGUGCAAUGGGUAAUGAGCUUACCAGAUCGUUCCCCACAGCUAAGUCCUCAUUAUUCAGCCAUUAAAGAAAGCCCAUCAGAAAGAGAUCUUGGCGACAUUUUGAAUGAGAGGACUCAAAAUCGUGCAACUGCAUUGCGUGAGCUACCAAAAGGCUUGGAGGAUUUCCUCAAAACAGACUCUUCAUGUUGCAAACGCUUCGGUCGGGAGGUUCUGAAGUCUUCAACUUCUCAAUUCUCCUCAGAAAAUAUGAUUGGUAAAGGAGGUUGUAACCAUGUAUAUAAGGGGGUUCUUCCAGACGGCAAGCCAGUGGCAGUAAAGAUUCUGAAGUCAACCAAAGAAGCUUGGAAGGAUUUUGCCCUCGAAGUUGAUAUCAUCUCCUCUUUGAAGCACAAAAACAUCAUGUCCUUGCUCGGGGUCUGCAUUGAAGAUAAUGCUUUAAUCUCGGUUUAUGACUUCCUGUCUAAAGGAAGCUUAGAGGAAAACCUACAUGGUAAAAACAAGGAUAAAUCUGUAUUAUCUUGGGAAGUGAGAUUCAAUAUAUCUGUAGGUACAGCUGAAGCUCUAAAUUAUCUACAUAAUGAAUGUUCUCGGCCUGUUAUUCAUAGAGAUGUCAAGUCUUCAAACAUUCUUCUUUCCGAUGAUUUUGAGCCGCAGUUAUCUGAUUUUGGGCUUGCAAUAUGGGGACCAAAAAAUUCAUCAUUUGUUACUCAAGGCGAUGUGGUUGGAACAUUUGGUUACCUUGCACCUGAAUAUUUCAUGUAUGGGAAAGUAAGUGACAAGAUUGAUGUGUAUGCCUUCGGUGUAGUGCUUCUUGAAUUGUUAUCAGGAAGAAAAUCAAUUGGUCCUGAGACUCCCAAAGGACAAGAGAGCUUGGUCAUGUGGGCAAAGCCAAUAAUAGAGAGUGGAAAUGUAAAAGGCAUAUUGGAUCCAAAUUUGGAUGGAAAAUAUGAUGAGGUUCAGUUGCAGAGAAUGGUUCUAGCAGCAACCCUCUGCAUCACACGGUCAGCUAGGCUUCGCCCUAAAAUGAGUCAGAUUUUGAAGCUUCUAAAAGGGCAUAAGUAUGACGAAGAAUUGGUUGACUCCCGAAAUGGUAAUAUAAAGGAUUCAGAAAACCAGGACAAUAAUGACGAUGAGGUUUAUCCAAAAUCUAGCACAGAGUCACAUUUGAGUCUCGCAUUGCUUGAUGUUGACGAUGAUACCAUAUCAUAUAGUAGUGUGGAUCAGAGCAACAGUCUUUCUUUAGAGGAAUAUUUGAAAGGAAGAUGGAGCAGAUCAUCCAGCUUUGAUUAGCUUUUGUUGUACUUGAACAGAAAAAGAAAAAUAUUAGCUCUAGUUUUACUUUUUGCAAAAAUAUGAUAGGGUGGACUUUGUCAGAUCGGUAGUUUGUGCUUGUACUUGUACAGUUGAGGGGAAAUAUGUUGGCACCCGACAGUGAGGUGGUUUGCAAAUGUAAAACGUAUAAAUCCCAUGUAAUGUAAUACACGAAAUAGAAUAUGCUGGAGCUUGUGAUGCUUAA
Molecule: messenger RNA, 2607 nt
Organism: Carya illinoinensis
Lineage: Eukaryota; Viridiplantae; Streptophyta; Magnoliopsida; Fagales; Juglandaceae
Product: serine/threonine-protein kinase CDG1-like
Exons: 10
Coding region: 312-2381 (689 amino acids)
Biological process (GO): protein phosphorylation
Molecular function (GO): ATP binding; protein kinase activity
Source: RefSeq, a predicted model, not a curated record